Messenger RNA from Lingula anatina, 2046 nucleotides. Its product is annotated as glucoside xylosyltransferase 1. Gene Ontology annotation, biological process: protein O-linked glycosylation via N-acetylgalactosamine. NCBI's taxonomy places the organism in Eukaryota, Metazoa, Brachiopoda, Lingulata, Lingulida, Lingulidae. Gene Ontology annotation, molecular function: UDP-xylosyltransferase activity. The record is from RefSeq and is a predicted model, not a curated record.
GACGUUACAAGAUGGCGGCUCCCAUUCCAAGCUGUUGGUCGUGGCAGUGCGAUUGUAGAAAUUCAGUGUUUAACGACAACGGUGUCGCGGCGUGAGCAGACGACAUCAUGGUCUCACAAUAGGCCUACUGAAUACAUAGGCCUACCACUUUUUAUUGACUAUCAAGGGACAGUCGGUAAUACAACAAGACUAUUUGGUGCACCUUGCCGUUUGAAACAUGACCUUCCCUAUUUAGAAGAUAAUGCACUUGAAUCUCAUAUUUAAACCAGCUUCACUUGGACUUUUUUGUUUGGGUAUCAUCACAGUCGUUUUUUUGUUGAUACAAACCAGAAAUUUCCUGGUCACUAUUUUUGGACUACCUCAAAAUGAAACAGAAUUGCAUUUCGCUCUCGUCGCUUGCGGCAGAAACUAUACUGCAAGCUCCCUUAACACUUUAAAAAGUGCGGUGCUUUUUACUCCUGAUGGUGACGUGCUUAAGUUCCAUGUUUUUACAGACAGAAGAGAAACCUUUGAGGAAUGGAGGGAACAGUUACCCGUCAAAUACCGCCGUAAAAUCAGAUUAUAUUUGUACAACAUCAGUGAAGAGGAAAAAUCCUUGUCCUUCACAAACGAAAAGGAGAUGAGGUCUUUACCAUGUGCAAUGCAGCGAUUAUUUUAUUCGGAGAGUCUUCGUCAUAUAAACCACGUGAUCCAUGUUGAUACAGAUAUGAUAUUUCUUCACGAUAUCAGAGCACUCCAUGACGAGGGUUUUGCGGCUAUGAACAAAAGUCACGUGACAACGAUGUCACAGAACGGCCCACGUGAUAGGUUGAAUCCGUGGUACAAUAAAAAACGUUACAUACGAAUGCCGUUUUAUCCGCCUGUCGGAUUACAGUCGGGAUUAAUGUGGAUGAACCUGACAAGGAUGAGGAUGACGCGUUUUCAACAAUUAUGGACAGAAGCCUUUGUACAAUAUAACACGGAGUUCUAUCUCCACGAUCAAGAUAUUCUGAACGCCGCUUUUGCGGCGAAACCAGAGAUGGUGAAAAUGCUGACCACGUGUGAUUGGCACUACUGGCUUGCGUACUGUUUAAGUGAGGCGUACUGUACGCCAAGGAAAGUGUACGUACUCCAUGGUAUCAACUCAUCAUUUCACUGGAAAAGCUGUUACCCUUUUAGUACUGUCUGGGAUGCAUUUGAGAAGUUCUCACUGGACCAAGAUAUCGGAAGUCACCUGUUAGAGCCAUUAUUGAAGGCACUUGGAAACCAAACCAAGGAGGAUCAGAAUAAGAACUGUGGCAAAUGCAUAAAUACUCCUACUGAAGCUUUGGUGGGAGGCCUUAGGACCUUGAUAUGAAUGCCAAGCUUCCACAUGACCAGAAACUUAUUUCCCCAGUCUCACAAACAAUGGAUAUCAUUUAUUAGAUGCUAAAGACAGGAACGGUUAUUUUCGCAGCAGUUUUAGACAACAUUUAUAAAAAAACUUCUGCGGAUUAUCGAUAAUUAAAUAAGAUGAAAAAAACAAGUAUAUUCAAGAAUGUCACAUCAGUGACAAUUACAAGGGUGUUCUACCGGGAGUAAAAAACACUUCUAAAUAUGGUCAAUGUUUAGUUUCAAAAGCACGUUUCACCAAUGGAAAAAAACAGUAAGUGAUUCAUCGAUCUCAUGAGCAAAUAAAUAAACAAGUGUCAAAGGAAUAGGGGAUGGAUGUGUACUUAGUAAGAAGUGGAAAGGUCUUAGACUGAAGUGACAUUUGCCCUUUGCUAAAUGUACGGAUUCAAACCGCACAGCAUACAUUGUAGCUUAUGGUAACUGGUAUGUCUAAUCUGGGCUAAGCUCUCCUAAAAUAACAUACCAUGAGGUUUUAUCUAAAAUGUAUGGUUUUCAGCUCGUUUUCACCACACAUUUAAUACUUAAUUUUAACGGCCUUGUGUUCAUAGCGCAUUGGCUUUAUAGCAAAGUAGCAUUUCAUUUAAACACAACCCAAGAGCACAGUAGGUGUACAUAUGACUUAACUAUAUGGCGAGAAUACUUAGUCAUUGAUAGUAGUGUACCUACAUUUGUCCA